Molecule: messenger RNA, 1547 nt
Organism: Doryrhamphus excisus (bluestripe pipefish)
Lineage: Eukaryota; Metazoa; Chordata; Actinopteri; Syngnathiformes; Syngnathidae
Gene: hmg20b
Product: high mobility group 20B
Biological process (GO): regulation of gene expression
Cellular component (GO): nucleus
Source: RefSeq, a predicted model, not a curated record
CAGGUCUGGCUUGCCUUCCUGUUCAACUUCCUGUUUUUUCUGGUGAGACGAAUAAUAUUAUUCAAACGUAAUAAAAAAAAAUAUAUAUACACAUUCAACGGUCGACUUCAUAUGUUUUCGUCACAGUGUAAACUCGACGGGAUUUAUCUGAUUUAGUAAACACCCAGUUGGACGGACAAGGACUCAUGGGUGGGAUAAAACAGGAGCAGAAUGAUGCUCCGCAGCAGCCUAAAGCCUCACAGUCAACAGAGCACCCUCAAGAGGAGCCCAAGAAGAGAGGAUGGCCAAAGGGCAAGAAAAGAAAGAAGGUGCUUCCAAAUGGCCCAAAGGCACCAGUCACCGGCUAUGUCCGCUUUUUAAAUGAGCGACGGGAAGUUAUGAGGGCCCGAUAUCCUGACCUGCCUUUCCCAGAAAUUACCAAGCGACUUGGAGCAGAGUGGACACGGUUAGCACCAAAUGACAAACAGCGGUACCUGGAUGAGGCAGAGCGUGAGAAGAUGCAGUAUGCUCAGGAGCUGAAGGAAUAUCAUCAGACGGAGGCGUAUCAGAUCACCAGUGCCAAGAUACAAGACAAGAGGAUUAAGAAAGAGGACAGCCCCUCUGUAAUCAUCAGUGCAAGUUCAGGAUUGCCAAAGGCAUCUGAACUCCCGAGCAGGUUUGACAUCCCAAUCUUCACAGAGGAGUUCCUUGAUCAGAACAAAGCUCGAGAGGCGGAGCUGCGUCGACUUCGUAAGGCCAAUAUUGAGUUUGAGGAGCAGAAUGCGGUGCUGCAGAGGCACAUCAAGGACAUGUACAAUGCCAAAGAGCGCUUGGAGGCUGAAUUGGGGCAGGACGAGAAGCGCACGCAGGUUCUUCAUCAGCACUUGCUGGCCAUUAAACACACUCUGGUCAACAGUUUGUCUUCAGUCCCGCUACCAGGCACAAGUGAGACGGCAUCACUCGGAAAUCUGGACUCCUAUCUCAGUCGUCUCAGCGGAGUGCUAGAAGGCAACCCUCACAAGCACCGGGCCUUGCUCACGCAGCUUUGCGACAUCCUCUCUCAUGUUGACAGUGAGAAGCUAUAGGACGGCAACCCCAGCCACCCACCCCAAGUCAUUCCUGCAAAAGGUGCACAAAUGUAAUGCAAGGCGUUGUUGGGUCAAAUCUGCAGCAUUUGAUGAUGAGGACAUCUGAAAGAAAGAAAGGGUGGUGCAUUCAGUCAAAAUUAUGUGAGUUGAUGAAAGUGUGCACACAAUAUUUCCACGAUUAUGUUCUGUCUGCUUACUUUCUGAACAUGCAUUAAGACUACAGUGGGACUAUAAUUAAGUUUACAAGUAAUGCCGCUUGGCAUUGGUGGAUGGGAUAAUGUGUACGCAGUGUUAUUUAGCUGUAGAUGAAUACACUUUCAAUGCUGAACUGUUUGCUUUUGACCCAACAUGGAUAAUGAAAUUUUACUGUCAUGUCAUUUUAUAUCAGUGAAAGUGUGUGUGUACUUUUAUUUUCCAAAUGCUGAAUGAAACAUGCUGGAAAUAUUUCCACCAGAAGGUAAAAUCAAGUUUGUCUUUUUG